UCCUGGACCUGUUGCCCGUCGUGUCUCUCACCAUUACCCAGGACUCGUUUUUGGCCAUGGCGUCCGCCAGCAUAGACUUCAUGGCAGUCAUCGCUGACGACGUGCAGAAGCAUACCGAUGGGCUGUCGCGGCUCGCGUUGUCCGCACCCGAGGCCACUCUGUGGUCGUUUCGGCCGCGUGAGAUCAUGUGCCUCUGCCCUGAAAAAGCCUCCGGGCGUGCUUCGCAGCCUCCUGCCGCUGUCCUGGAGUUGCGGGCGCUCAGGGUGCGCUACCAAUGUGUGCACGACACCACCCACGCUGCAAACACACUCUAUGGGUUUUUCAACCUGGCCUUCAUCGCCUUGACAAUUUACGAAGGAGCGGUGUGUUUGUACGCCGGGGUAGUGGCCCUCUUCAGCCCGGAGGAAAUGGGAGAUAUGGAAGCGUUCUUUACUUUGUUGUGGGGCACAAUACUCACAUCUAAGCUUAUAUUCAUCUGCAUCAUCGGAGAUCAAAUGCGCGUGGAGGUGAGUUCGGUUAGAUGAUUCCUGUUCGUUGAUUCCCAGUCUAAAAGUGAAUCAUGGAUGGCUGAAGCGUUCAGUUUUGUUGUGACUCUGACAUGGCUGCGGCCCAUUAGCGGGUGAGGCGAGGCUGCUCUCGGUUUCGCCCUAGGGGAGCCCUAUCCCCGACCACAAACCGAGAGUAUGAGGGAUUAGUCGCUCAGAUAAAGUAUAUGCUGUUCCUGGUCACUUUAUGACUUACAUGUGUCCCCUCAAGUGAGAGUGGAUUACUGCAGGUUUAGGUUGGAUCGUUUGAGGUUUACUGUCACAGAGAAACUUUCUUGUAGGAUUCUAGGAUUUUGGCCACAUUGCAGACUGAAAUGGCCCGUUUUCCAGACA
Messenger RNA from Frankliniella occidentalis (western flower thrips), 878 nucleotides. RefSeq lists its product as uncharacterized. Bases 57 to 524 code for a protein of 155 amino acids. The transcript has 2 exons. The record is from RefSeq and is a predicted model, not a curated record. NCBI's taxonomy places the organism in Eukaryota, Metazoa, Arthropoda, Insecta, Thysanoptera, Thripidae.